CAACUUGAAAUUUAUUCUUUUUUGUCUCUUUUAUUUCUCCAUGAUGAUAUUGGUAAAAUACUUUAUUAUUGUUUAUGAUGGCAGGGUUCAAGAUUCUCUAAAAGAGAGACUGAUAACAGAGGACGAUUUCAAUUGGAAACUACCCAACUCCAACUCCAUUGAGUUAAAAGAAGAAGAGGUGUUGUUAAAGUUUGUGGGUGGGGUUGAUAUCAGCUACUCAAAGGAAGACCCUUCUAUUGCAUGCGGCUGCCUCGUUGUGUUGGACCUCCAAACUCUGCAACUUGUUUACGAGGACUACUCUAUCCACAAUCUUCAAGUUCCUUAUGUCCCCGGUUUCCUUGCUUUUCGUGAGGCUCCAGUUCUUUUACAGCUUCUGGAAAAUAUGAAAAUGAAGGCUAAUCCUUUCUAUCCACAGCAGUUAUUAAUGGUUGAUGGAAAUGGGUUACUCCAUCCUCGAGGUUUUGGCCUGGCUUGUCAUCUAGGUGUUCUGGCUAAUCUCCCAACAAUUGGAAUUGGAAAGAAUCUGCACCACGUGGAUGGUCUCACUCAUACUACAGUAAGGCAACUACUGGAAGCAAAAGAAAACAGUGAUGCAGAUAUUAUUACUUUGAAAGGAAGAACUGGAUUCGUAUGGGGAGUGGCAAUGAGAUCAACUCCAGAUACAUUGAAACCGAUAUUUAUUUCAAUUGGUCACCGCAUAUCACUUGAUACUGCGGUGCUGAUUGUUAAAAUGACUUGCAAGUAUCGUGUGCCAGAGCCUAUCAGGCAGGCUGACAUAAGAUCAAGAGACUAUCUCCGAAAGCAUCAGAUGGGACAUUAAAAUGGUGCCACUGGUUAAGUGUGGUUUAAUCCUACUCAAUGUGUAAUGCUGCAGAAGCCUUCACACAGUACAGAAAAUGGGAUAAGACAUUAAGACGGAACUCAACUGAUUUUUGGGGUCAGCAUUUACUCUGCGCCAUCAGUAGUCU
Messenger RNA from Pistacia vera, 968 nucleotides. RefSeq names its product endonuclease V. Lineage: Eukaryota; Viridiplantae; Streptophyta; Magnoliopsida; Sapindales; Anacardiaceae. Gene Ontology annotation, cellular component: nucleolus; cytoplasm. Bases 41 to 820 code for a protein of 259 amino acids. The transcript is spliced from 8 exons. Gene Ontology annotation, biological process: DNA repair. The record is from RefSeq and is a predicted model, not a curated record. Gene Ontology annotation, molecular function: RNA endonuclease activity producing 5'-phosphomonoesters, hydrolytic mechanism; single-stranded RNA binding.